Molecule: messenger RNA, 2194 nt
Organism: Sabethes cyaneus
Lineage: Eukaryota; Metazoa; Arthropoda; Insecta; Diptera; Culicidae
Product: putative metabolite transport protein HI_1104
Exons: 4
Coding region: 348-1880 (510 amino acids)
Biological process (GO): transmembrane transport
Cellular component (GO): membrane
Molecular function (GO): transmembrane transporter activity
Source: RefSeq, a predicted model, not a curated record
CGUCCUAAGGUUUCCCACACCGUUCCCGCUCAGGUAAGGCGGAUAUCCUUGCCCCAUCGCUCGACAUACUAAGCGGUCACUUGGCUAGUGAUCGGUAGCAUAUGACCGGACAGGUGGACCGCAACUGGCAAAAACGUUAACCAAAAACUGGAAAAGAGUGGGAAAACUCACGCGCGCGGAAAAUCGAGUGUAAGUGAGCUGUUCCGGUGUGGUUUAAAAAGAAAACAAGUAGUGACAGUGUGUUUAGUUCAAUUGCUUCUUUGGAAAAGGAAAUAAUUUCGACCGCUGGUGAAUUUGAAUCAGCUUGACAAAAGCACAGACAGCUACGAACAGCGAACGUAACCAAAAUGCAGCCCAUGGUGGAUAAGCUGAAAUUUCUCUACAAACCGUAUGUCCUGGCGGUGUUGACUAUCGGAUACAUUGCAGGAGAACUCGGUCACUAUCUGAUUGGAGUUACCUCGAAGGCGACCGCCAUCGAGCUGGACUAUGGUGACCAUGCCUGCCAGCAGAACCACACCGAGGUCCAUCGUCAUACGCUGCCGCAGCAGUGCGCGGACAUCGAUUUAGAGCAUGAAUGCCACCGGCAGCACCUUAAUGGAACGGUCUACUGCGAAUGGAACUACAACGGAUUGGGUCUGGAGUAUCAGCUGCUAGCCGGGCCCAGCUUUAUUGCCGUAUUCACCGUGAUGGGUGUCGUGCUAGGAUUCGCCGCCGACCGAUUCAACCGCGUUCGGCUGCUAACCGUUUGUACUGCGGUGUUUGCAGUGGCCAUCAUCUUUCAGGGCACGGUCAAAGGCUACUGGCAGUUGAUUUUGCUGCGUAUGGUUAUGGCUGCUGGUGAAGCCGGUUGCAAUCCGUUGGCAACGGGAAUCAUGUCGGAUAUUUUCCCCGAGAGUAAACGAGCGCUGGUGAUGGCUAUUUUUAACUGGGGCAUCUACGGUGGGUACGGUAUCGCUUUUCCGGUGGGACGUUAUAUCACGAAAUUGAAUCUGUGGGACCUGGGAUGGCGUGUAUGUUACUACGGAACAGGAGCACUAGCGGUUCUAAUGGCUAUCCUGACUGGAACAACGUUGAAGGAACCAGAACGAAAAAGUAUUGGCGAGGAAUCUAAGAGCAAUGCGAAGGUCCCGCUUGCCAAAGUAUUACUGCAGCCGCGCGUUGUUCUGUUGAUGAUUGCGGCCUCCAUUCGACACUGCGGUGGCAUGACAUUUGCCUACAAUGCCGACUUGUACUAUAACAUCUACUUCCCGGAUGUCGAUCUCGGCUGGUGGCUGUUUGCCGUUACUAUCGGAAUCGGCAGUGUGGGAGUGGUGAUUGGUGGCAUUGUUUCCGAUAAGUUCGUUGCCAAGAUGGGCAUCCGUUCUCGAGUGGCUUGCCUUGCUGUCAGCCAGCUGAUUGCCACGCCGUUCGCUUUCGGUUCCGUGUACUACGAACCGUUGUGGGCGAUGAUUACUCUGGGAAUCAGCUAUUUCUUCGCCGAGAUGUGGUUCGGCAUCGUGUUUGCCGUUCUGGUGGAGAUUGUUCCACUGCAGGUCCGUUCCACAACCAUCGGAGUGUUUCUGUUCGUAAUGAACAACAUCGGUGGUAAUCUGCCCAUCCUGGUGGAUCCGUUGGCGAAGGCAAUCGGCUAUCGAGGCUCGGUUAUGUUCUUCUAUGCCGGAUUCUAUGGAAUCAGCAGCUUGUUGUUCAUCUUGACAAUGUUCUUCAUGGAUGGCCCGAAACCGGAAGCGGUCGUGGGCGACGAAGGACGCAGUCAAGUUGAGAUGGGACACGAAAACAACACUUUCCAGCCGGACGAUUUCAUCAACGGCGUUGGUGGACCAAAGCUAAGCGUACAUGGUAUGGCCGGCAAGCGACCUGAUGAGAGCAGUAGACUGUAAAACUGGAUUUUGAAUGUGGAGUUAGGUUAGGCUAGAUUUUAUCCUAAAUAACAGAUCAUAGGCUAUAUUAACAGUAUGUAAAGUGAAACUCAUCAACAAUUGAAUCUAUUGAGCUGGAAUCUGAAUUGUUAGAUAUGUUUUAAAAAUAUGGGAGCUUUUUCUUCGUUUAAAAAGAAUCUCAUAUAGCAAUAAUAGUUUCGAAUCAAUAGCUGUUUGAUUUGUAAUUGUAUAUGUAUUGGAAUCGUACAACAUCUAAUUGCCAGACGUGACCGUUCACGUAGUCGCUUGUAUUUAUGUAUGUAAGCCAUAAAUUA